AUGUUACUGCAAAAUUUAGCCUUGAAAAAGGGCAGAGAGGCGGCUGGUUAUAACAUCCAGACACUGACAAAAUGUGGGAGUAAUCACGGUCAAAACCAUGAUACACGGCGCACCUAUACUUCAAAUCAAUCUGCAGCUAGUCGAGUGAGGGAUGACUUGGCAAAAGAAACUUGCGAAAAGCUUUCAAACCAGCAUCAGGCCAAGAAGAAGGCCAAAGCCAUUGAUAGAGACUUCUUUCUAUCAGUGCUUGGUUCCUCGGCAACUAAACGUGAAGCACGCUCUUAUAUCCAAAACUUCAAACCUCCAAGCAGCGCUCCUCCAAAACCGAAACCCCAAGAAUCCAUCCAGCAGAAAACAACGGAGGAGGGAGUCAACUUGGGAAGCAUCUAUACAGCCACAAGGGCCGUGGCAGAGAGUCCGAAGUUUUUACAACAACCAGUGUUGCAAACAUCAACAGCGGGCGGAUCGCCAUUACAUGUUGCGUUGGUGAAAAUCAGAGCUCCGCAACUACUAGACGAUCAAACCCUGAAUGGAAUAGGGAAAACGUUAUCACAAUUGAGCAGGCUUGGAUUAGUGAGUACCGUUGUGGUAGAUUGCGAUGAUGGAAGCGAUAUUCCUUUGAGGAGAUCCAAUUGCGAAUGGAGAAACGAGGUUAAGGAGCAGGCAGCUCGUGUUGUGGCUGCUAUCGAUGCCAGUGGAACCGAAGCACGGCUAGUAGAUGAUGUGAUAGGAGUCGCAGAGAGUGGAUCCGAUUUCAUACAGCAACCUUAUUUGAAAGGCAGGGUACAUGUCACACUGCGGGAGCUAUUGAUGACUCCCUUGAGACGAGGGGUACUCCCUGUGAUUCCUUCAAUAGGUCAUACGGAUACUACUCAGACGGUAGUGCCAACCACGGCUAGUGAUGUGGUUUUGGCAUUAACCCGAGAGUUUGCGGGGUUAUUGUCUCCUCAAUCAUCAGUUGAGACCCCUAGUGCUGUCGAGGAGCGCUUGCGAUCCUUGAGAAAUGAGGUAUCGCUUGAUCGUCUAAUCUUGAUCGAUCCUCUUGGUGGUAUCCCGGCAUCCGAUCGGAAGAAUGGUUACCAUGUCUUUCUAAACAUGGAACAAGAACAUAACCUGGCGAAACAAGAUCUUCUUCAUACCGGGGGAAUGCACAGUGAGAUAUCCCAGCAAUCAACACCGGCAGAAGCAAGCCCGAAUUCCAGCUUCGGCUUUGAAAGUCCCCUCUCCGAUGUUACCGAACACAACCUUAGCAAGAACGAAAGUUCGACCCUACCCUCGAAGGGUUCACUUGGAAAGCAAGAUUCAAGAAUCAGAUUUCACUUGGACAACUUGGAAUUAAUUCGAAGUGCUCUAGCCAUACUACCUCCAAGUUCUUCUGCUUUAAUUACCACGCCAGACGAAGCGGCGAAUUCUGGAAAGCAACCCGAAUUCAAGGCUGCCAGAGUUGGCACACGACGACAACGAAAUCCUCUAAUUCAUAACCUACUUACAGACAAACCAGCAUUUUCUUCAUCUCUUCCCGUUGGAAGACUAGGACCGUUGGAUAUAAGCGAAACAAUCUCACCAUCCACUAAAUUGGUCCCAACCACUUUUGCUAAGCAUGGGAUGCCAGUGACCAUAUUUCCAGAUCCAAGGACUACCCCUUGGCAACCACCCCUGGCUGGUAUCCCGCAGAUAAGCUUAACCGAUCCGCAAAUAGAUCUUCCCCGUCUGGUCCAUUUGAUUGAGGACUCUUUUAAUAAGGAACUUGAUGUUCAGGAUUAUCUAAGACGUGUCAACAGUCGUGUAGCUGGAGUUAUUAUUGCUGGCGAAUAUGAGGGAGGGGCGUUGCUGACAUGGGAACUUCCACCUGGCGUUCCCGACGAUGGAAGUGAAGAAAGCCGAAAGCGGAUGGUACCUUACCUUGAUAAGUUUGCUGUCUUGAAGAAAAGCCAAGGAUCCGGCGGCGUUGCAGACAUUGUCUUCAAGUCUAUGAUUAGAGAUUGUUUCCCCGGUGGUGUAUGCUGGAGAAGCCGCAAGGAUAACCCUGUGAACAAGUGGUAUUUUGAGCGCAGUAGGGCCACCCUGAAGCUUUCUGACACGAAUUGGACAAUGUUUUUCACAACACCGGAAGAGAAUAUGGAUCACCAGACUUUCAAAGAUUAUGAAGCUGUUUGCAAGGUGAUUGAGCCGUCAUGGGCAGAUAAAAAGGGAAUUCAAGACUGA
This is a messenger RNA of Sclerotinia borealis F-4128, 2205 nucleotides long. Lineage: Eukaryota; Fungi; Ascomycota; Leotiomycetes; Helotiales; Sclerotiniaceae. The record is from the annotation of a GenBank genome assembly.